Messenger RNA from Prorocentrum cordatum, 1084 nucleotides. The record is from the annotation of a GenBank genome assembly. Lineage: Eukaryota; Dinophyceae; Prorocentrales; Prorocentraceae.
GUCGUAUCCGCAGCCGGCGGCAAGGCGGCGGACCACGGGCCAUCCAAGCCCGCAGCCGAAAGAGGCAAGGCGGUCGCCGAAUAGAGAGGAGCCACCUCAGGCGCUAGCCUGGGGAUGGGUUCCAGCGUCAGGGUGCCAUACUGCCGUCCGCGGCGAGGAGUGCUACGGGGCUGUGCUGUGGGCGUAUUUCACGGGGGUGCACACGAAACCCGAGUGGUACGAGGGGCUCUCGCUGGAAUCAACGUUCGAGGACUUCCAGGCGAAGAUGCACCGUGAUGGGAUCAACAACUGCACCAGGCCCUGCAAUACCUCCACGCGGCUUCUGGCUCAGCAGCCGUGGGGGAGUCCUUCGCUCCUGUGCUUCUCGGUCGCUCUCGGCGGAGAGCUGGAUCUCAUGCGCGGAAUGGUGUCCAAGCGCGCAGGCAUCUUUGACUGCGACGAGAAGACGGUCAUGAGCAAUUCGGUGGUGGACCUUGGAAUGGGAAUCGAGACCUCCGCCGUGGAAGUCGUGGACGGCGGCGUGGGACAGUCUGGCACCGUAGCCAACGUGCAGACCUUCAUCAACGCCUGGAGUGCCAUUCUCGCAGCGGCGCAUCAUUUGACCCACGACUUCACGGUCAAGGUGGACCCAGAUGCCGUGCUGCUCCCGUCGCGGCUCCGCGGCCACGUGCAGUCUUGGGCUGGGCGGAGCGUCUACGUGCCAAACUGCGACCACAGGGACAUUUGGCCGGGGUCCUCCGACUACCCCAUGAUGUACGGCGCGGUGGAGGUCGUCUCGAGGGGGGGGAUGCGGGUGUACGAAGAGGGCCACGGCCGCUGCAAGGAGGAGCUCGACUGGGCGCACUGGGGCGAGGACCUCUACCUGGGGCACUGUCUGAACAUGCUCGGGGUCGAGCAGGCGCUGGACGUGGAUCAGGUCCGGGACGAGACCUGCUGCCCCGGAGACCCCGGGCAGUGCCCCGACCGCAAAGAUUGCACGGACACGCAGGCCGCCGCGUUCCACAAGUUCAAGUCCGUCGAGGCGUGGCUGGACCUGGACUGCUGGGAGCAGGCGAGCGGGCAGACCACAGUGUGGAUGCAGUGA